CAGCUACUUGUAGCCUACUGCUUUCGGAUAUAUGUCGUCUGUUUACAAUUUUUUUCUUCUCGCUUCUAGAAUUUUCAGUCGUCUGUUGAUGAUUUGGGAAUAUUUCAAGGAUACCACAUCUGUUACUUUGUUUGGAAAGAGCAAUUCGUGUCGUUCGUGUGGAUAGUGGAGUUUUAUUGUUUGAGAAAAUGUUGGUUCCAAGUUUUCACACAUUCAAGAAGUUUUUGGUUCACUUUCUGCUAGUUCUGCUUUUCCAGAACAUCGGCAUCUUUUCCGCGAAUCUGUCGACAUUUCGCAGCCUGUUCACCCGAAUGAGUCAGCUCCAGCUGUCGGCGUUGCCCAACAAGGUGGUCAAGAACGCAUCCGUCGAGUCGUGCGCUGCCGGCUGCGUCAAGGAGACCGACUUCGAGUGCAAAUCGUUCGACUACGACAACGCCAUCCGCGAGUGUCACCUCCAUAACAACACCCACGAAGACCUCGUUGCCAUCCUCAAGGUGGCGCCCAACGUCGACCACUACAGAAGUGCUUUCCAGAAACUUUUCAAUCGUCUGCCCAACCAGGUCGUCACGAUCAGCCAUAACCGGAAUGUGCCGCGGGUGAGCGUGGAGGAGUGCGCGCGCAGGUGCGUGUUUGAGAUGCAGUUCCACUGCCGCGGGUUCGACUACGAGCAGGAUCGGAAGAACUGCUGGCUGACAGACGACACCCCGCAGUCCUCGGGCGGGGUGCUCAUGAGGCACGGCGUCGACUACUAUGAAAAGAGAAAUGAUGGUCCCCUAUCCAAAUAUGUGUGCUAUGGAUUCGGAUCUCUACCUCCAAUGGAGGGGUAUCAGAUAUACAACAAAGUGAUGCUGGGCGUCACGCUCGACGCAUGCGCGCAGCUGUGCACGGCGGAGACUAGUUUCCAGUGCGCUAGUUUUGACUACAUGUUCACGACCCAGGCGUGUCACAUGAGCCAGUACGUGGCGGCAAACGUCAGAGGCAUGGACACAAACAUGACGCCACAGUACCGAGUCAUGCAUUACGAGAAGAAAGAGAAGUUCCUGGAGUAUUUCUAUGCAACACCAUAUGCUGUUGUGUUAGGCCACAACAAGAAAACCUAUCACCGCGUGACUCCCAACAGGUGUGCCAGAAACUGUCUGGAACAGAAAGAGUUCGUCUGUAGAUCGUUUGACUAUCAGAUUCAAGAAGGAACUUGUCUUCUGAGUACCAAAACCGGAAGUGAUGUUGGUGGUCUCUAUUACCAGGGAUUGGCCCAAGUCCACCAUUUUGAAAUGAAACCGUUUUUAGACUGCGGUGGAGUACUGACCAGUGAGUCUGGGAAUUUCGCCAGUCCCAACUGGCCCCGGAACUACGCUCACCACUUGAAUUGCUCCUGGCAGAUCCGGGUCCCGCGAUACAAGGUAAUUUUGUUCACCUUUGUCCACUUUGACCUUGGCCGACAGACGAGGAACCCUUGCGAUGACGCCAAUGAUAAACUGGUCAUCGAGGAACUCACCACACAUGGACUCGUCCGAUUCUGCGCUGCGCUGCACCUCGGCGGUUACGUCAGCCAGGCCAACAACGUCACCAUGCAGUUCGUCACCAAUGCGCAGCACGAUGCGCAGGGAUUCAGAAUAACAUACAAAUCAGACUGGCCGUGCCACGCCCUGCUGAUCGAGGAUAACGGCGAGUUCGCGUCUCCCGGCUGGCCCGCACAGUACCCCGCCAACUCGGACUGUCUGUGGACGAUCCACGCCCCACACGACGCUAGGGUUCACCUCCGCUUCACCAGCAUCGACCUCGAGCCGCACGGCGUCGGCCACUGCAGCGAGCGAUAUGACGCCAUCGAGGUCUACGACGGCGACUCACCCGUGGCGCCCGUUCUCAAACGAUUCUGCGGUUCCGAGGUAGCCCAGUCCGUGACGUCAUCGUACAACAUACUGUUGAUAAAGUUCACCUCCGACAGCCGCGUAGAGAGAACAGGCUUCCAUGCCACCUACAUGUUCGUGUACAGGCUAACCACAACGACGACGACGACGAAAGCGCCGACGACGACGGCGAAAGCAAGGGAAGAUUAUUCUCAUAUACAGGCGAGCAGCGAUUUGAUCCAAAAAGCGCUGACUGCAAUGUUCUUCGAACCAGCGCCGGAGUACCCCGACGGUAAUAUAUUCAGUACGAAGCCUUAUACAGUGCUGUCAGCAACUACCACGACGUAUAUAGUCAAUGUUAAACACGAUGACAUCGACGGGACGGGGAAUGGAGUAGAUAAGACCAACAAUUACUAUAACAACGGGGUGUUCAUCAAAACCAUGUGGAUCCUCGUCGUGUCGCUUCUAGUUCUACUUAUCCUCGUGGUCCUCGUUCUAGCGCUCGUCUGCAGAUACUACAGAAGGCGGAUACCAAAAAGAAGAAAUGUACCCAAUUUUCCAUUUACAGAAGAAAAUCUAUCUUUAUAUGAAAAGAAAAACGCCGUGGACGUCGAGAGUGAAGACCACGACUGUCUUGAUACAGUAGUCAGUGAACCGGAUUUUGAUUUAGUCCUUGACCCUGAUAUCGCCUUCUCCAAUCCGCUGUACGAGCAACGGUAUCCGAAUAGCGUGGAGGACAACGACGCCAGUCAUCUGAGUCAUGGUUGAGAAAAGUGCCUGCUAGUGUGAUGUUUUCUUACUGCGGUUCUAGAUAACACGACACCAGGUGCGGCUUAGGACGAAAUUGUACCAGCCUUGUGUGAUGUUCUCUUCCUGCAGUUCUAGAUAAGACAAUACCAGAUCCGGCUUAGGGUGAAAUUGUACCAGCUUUGUGUGAUGUUUUCUUACUGCAUUUCUAGACAACAAGACACCAGAUACGGUUUGGGAUGAAAGUGUUCCAGCCGUGUUCGUGUUGUUCUUGCAAAAUGUUCGGUGUAAUGAGAAAAUCAUAUGAUGGCGGAUGAGGUUUCUGCACAUUGGAGAUACCAUAUGUUCAAACAGUUCGAGAAUUGGUUUUCCAAAACAGCAAAUCGCAUAACGAGGGGCUAUGGGAUACCAUUCACCCUAACUCUGGAGAUUAUAGAUUGUCCAUACAGAACCUCAUUUGUAAGGGCAAUUAAUGUCAUUGUCACCGGAUAUACCAAGGCUAUCUCUGAUAUACCAAGUACCUUAUGUAUCACGAGUAUCAGAGUGCAAGGAGUAUUAAAGGUACAAUGUGGCCUCAUUUUAUGCGACCCGUCUAUAAGAAAACCAGGCCAAAGUGACCAACAGGAAUUCAUGCAUAAUGUCAUCAAAAUAAUUUAACACAAACAUUACGUAAACAAUACUAAGCAAUUUCUUUAUUUUCUGCUUACUACGAAUAUUCCGAAUACAAUCACUAAUUUUUAAUUAACGUUUUGCUAAAACAAAGGCAGAAAUGAUUUGAAAUCUUUAUUAUUGAAACAGAACAAAACCCUUUGACAUAUCAAGGAUGAACUAGUACGCCUGAGAUUGUAGCUUUAACAAACAAAACAUUUGUCUAGUUGUAGCAUGAGUCAUUUCGAAAAGUGCAAAUUUCACUGUAGAGGAUGUUGUUUCAGAUUUAUAUAAUGUUUGUGAAUUUCAGAGUUUCAGAAGGUAUUGGAAUUCGUAUUAUAUAUUAUGUCAUGGAAGACAUGCCUUAUGCUUCACAAAUUCCAAAAGUGAAAGAGGUAUUACGGCUGUUAAUAUAUUGUCACACAUGUAUUAUAUUAAAUGUAUAUAUUUUAUAUGUAUAUAUCAAACUGUUAACGUAAUGCUUUUAUAGUUCCAGAAUGCAUUGAAACAACAUAAACCCUGAAAUAAUGUAUCUGAAUGUAUCAACAAAAAGUAAUGACAUUCGAAAUCUAUUAAUAGUACGACACUAGUAAUCAAGCAGUGUAAAAUAGUUUCGGCUAUUACAGUUAAGUUACACAUUACAUACAUCAUGCUUCAAUUAUUAAUAAACAUUAUCACAGACUCUACAGGGAGAUAAUGAGUUAAACAUUUAUAAACUGUUACUGAUCUGUCUGAGGCGAAAACCACGUGAGAACUAACAUUGCCAGUGUCUCACAGUGCCGUAACGCUUUAAACGUGUUUUAUAUUACUAAGUUUGGCAAUUUCGAUGUGGUUUUCCGUCCUUGUGUUUGUGCUAGCUUCAUAUCCAAGUACACGUAUGCGAACUAGAAAAAGGUAUAUUCCUCGGGAACUAGGGUAUGUGACUUUAACACUUAGUCUAUAAAGUGUUAUUGUUAAAGUAGCAAAUUGUCUGGAAGAUCAUUCGUAAGCGAUGGCUUGUACAUCAAAACUUCUGACGUCCACGGAACUGCUGGAACCCCGUCUGUGAACUCACUAUGGAAAAAUGCAUAAUAUUAAAAAGAUCCCUUGCUGCUAGUGAAAAAAGGUAGUGGGUUUGCUCUAAGACUAUAUACAGUAUUUCAGAAUUAUCAAGUGUUUCACAUCCAGUAGUCGAUGCUUAAUAAAUCAAUAUGCUUUAUUGGUUUCGUUAAGCAAACCAAACAUUAACGUAAACAUCUGCAAAGUCAACGCCAGUAGCGGGCACUUCACGCCAUAUCCAUUGCUUCGUUUAGAACCUGAGGAUGCGUAAUGAGUGGGGCUAAUGAAGUUGGCUUUUUUUAGUUAUAAAUAACCAAUUACGUCAUCAGUAUGAGCAAGUUACUAUCAGUGUGUUCUUGUUUUUGUUUUUUAAAUUUGUAUAUACUGAACUAGUAUGUAUGUCAGAAAUAUUUCUAUAUUUGUAUGAACUGAACCAUUGUUUUAAAUAAAACUGCCUUUAGGGGUGAGAUAUUUCAAAGAAUAACUAUUGACUACGGUGAAAUAACCUUCACAGAACACCAUCAGUGGGGAAAGAACCUUUACAGAACACAAAAUAUCACCUGUGCUGACAGAACUUUCAGACAAUAUAAUAUUACCAGUGGUGAGAGCAUCUUCAGAGAACAUGUUAUCGCCAUUGGCGACCUUCAGAGAACAUACUUUUGCCAUUAGCGACCUUCAUAGAACAUGUUAUCGCCAUUGGCGACCUUCAGAAAACAUACGUUUGCCAUUAGCGACCUUCAGAGAAGAUGCUAUCGUCAGUUGUGAGGGAACCCUUGGAGAGCAUAUUUUGACCAGUGGGGAAAAAACUAUACAAAACAUGUUAUCGUCAGAGGUGGAGUAAAGAAAAUUUUGAGAACAUAUUAUUGGCAGAGAACAUUUAAAUAACAUAUAGGUCUGUUUUUAGACGUGUAGAAUAUACAAUCGCCAGUGGUGUGAGAUUUAAGAGACAAUUAUCACCACUAGUCAUAGAGUGAAAAGAACGUAUUAUCACCAGUGGUGAGAGAAGUGUAAGGAAUAUACCAUCUCAUUUCAAGUAUACUGAAUUUAAUGCAUGCUAAGGGCUGUGCCAGUACUGAUCACGUGGGUAGGCGGAAGACGCUUGCUAUUAUUAUUGUAUAUCUCAUUUGUCUGCUGCAAUGUUUUCUCUUAAUAUAUGGUUUUAAAAAACAAAUCAUUUUGUGACGGGUAUUCCUGAAUAAUUGCCUCUCGCUUUCCUUGUAUCAUCAAUUCUGGAACAACGCUAAUUUGGGUGAACGGCGUAUAUAUAUAUAUAUGCAUAUUGCUUGAAUCAUUUGUUUCAGACCAAUACUAAUGCAGCGGAGACUGUUAACAUUGUUACUUCUGUCAUUAACAGUCCGAGAAAUAUGAGCUGAAGUGUCGCACGCUUAAGCUGCCGCUGUCACAAUGAUGGAGGGCAUAGUAAUUGAUGUGAUUUAGCUGUUCUGCAGUUCGGUAAAUACUAUGCCAGACGACAGUUUUUAGUGGAGUGUUUAGUGUAACGUGUUUGAAGACUGAAAUACCUUUGCGGUUAUUUGGGUGUCAUGAAUAAUGCCAGUUUCUUUAGACAUACAUGCAAGAGUCAUUGGACGUCCUGGGGAGGACAAAUAUGUUGGUUGAUCUUUAAAACCCACACUAAACUUCUUUAUUUAAUAAAAUAUUUACAAACUUUGAA
Gigantopelta aegis is the source of this 5952-nucleotide messenger RNA. RefSeq lists its product as uncharacterized. Lineage: Eukaryota; Metazoa; Mollusca; Gastropoda; Neomphalida; Peltospiridae. The coding region runs from base 189 to 2615 and encodes 808 amino acids. The transcript is spliced from 13 exons. The record is from RefSeq and is a predicted model, not a curated record.